This is a messenger RNA of Rhipicephalus microplus (southern cattle tick), 732 nucleotides long. RefSeq lists its product as uncharacterized. The record is from RefSeq and is a predicted model, not a curated record. NCBI's taxonomy places the organism in Eukaryota, Metazoa, Arthropoda, Arachnida, Ixodida, Ixodidae.
UCCUCCGUUUCUUUGAACGUGGAGAAUGACCACCAUGGUGAAACUCUUUGCAUUGCUUCUCGUAUUCGCCAUGUACCUCGUCUCCCCAGUGGUGGACGCUGGAGGAGUCAGUUAUAUUGGAUCAGGCUAUGGCGGCCUCGGGUAUGGAGCUGGUGGCUACGGAGGUCUUGGCUACGGUGGCCUGAAUGGUGCCGGCCUAGGUGUAGUCGGCUUGGGUGGUGUCGGCCUGAAUGGAGCGGGCCUGGGUGGUGUUGGCCUGCUUGGAGCUGGCCUGGGUGGAGCUGGCCUGGGUGGUGUCGGCCUGGGUGGUGUCGGCCUAGCUGGAGCUGGCCUGGGUGGAGCUGGCCUAGGGUGGUGUUGGCGUGGGCAGCAGCGUUGCUCUCCUUAGUGGGGGACCCGCCUUCGCCAAGCUGGUAGCUGGGCCCGCUUUUGUUGUCAGAACCGUUCACCACGUCAACAAAGUCAAUGCUGGAGGAGCCCUCCUCGCCCACUCCGGCCUGGGAAGUGGAUACGGACGUGGCGGCUAUGGGGGCUAUGGAGGAUACGGCGGAUAUGGCUACAAAGGCUAAUUUUGGUGUUCACUGACUUGCUGCUUUAAUUGCAGCACUCUUAAAAUGUAACAUUUUCACAUAUCUUUCACCAAUACAUCGAUAAAGCUUUUGUGUGACUUGAUUCUGGUUGUUCGCUGAAUAAAUAUGUGGACUGUCAUAGUUCAUAAUUCCCCAAUACAAA